Messenger RNA from Cotesia glomerata, 1578 nucleotides. RefSeq lists its product as uncharacterized. Bases 727 to 1485 code for a protein of 252 amino acids. The record is from RefSeq and is a predicted model, not a curated record. The transcript has 5 exons. Lineage: Eukaryota; Metazoa; Arthropoda; Insecta; Hymenoptera; Braconidae.
UAUACUCAUUAAAUGUUAAAAAACUGAGAAUUUAAAAGUAGUGUCUUAUAUCGUCUAAUAAUUAUAAUUAAAAUUAGUAUCUAGACCUUGAGUUAUGAAAUUUAUCAGCGAGACUAAUGCUAAUGUUAAUAGCUGUUACUAUUUUAUAUAAUUAAACUCUAGAUACUCAUUAUUACAUCUAAUUAUUUAGUAUUAGCUUGUUAUGUUCUAACAUCAAUAUAUGUUAAAAUUUAAAAAUACAUGUUAUAGAAACAACAAUGUUGCUGUUAUUUAAAAUGAUUAUUGCGAUAAUCGUAAUUGUUUAUCAUUAAAUUUGUUAUUUCGUUUCAACAAAUUGUUAAAACACUACAAGUGACGUAGAUGAUGAAACUUGAAAGCGAAAGUAUGUUAAAAAAAUAUUACUAAGUACAUAGAAGCAGAGUGAUUCUGUCCGGACUUUGUCAAUUGGCCACGAUAACCAAGAUGAUGAUGGCCCAUUAUGUUGGGCCGAUUAUCAUGGGCUGAGACACAGGAGGAUAAAAAGAUGACCAAAUAUCCCCGGUCUCCGAUACUUUGAACUUGUACGGACGGCGAAUUGAAAGAGAAAGUAAAGGGGAGAUGUCGCAAUACGCAACGUCGUCCAGCGUCAAGUGGAGGUGAAGAAAGAAUCAGUUGCUGUCUGUUUAUCGCAUCGAAUGGUUGUGUAUGAUUAUUUGAGUAUUCCAUUAGUUUACUUAUCAAUGCAAUAUGUUCGGGAAACUCCUGGUACUAUUACUUGUUGCAAAUGUUGAUAAACACGUGUUAUCAAAGCCUACUUCUACGACUGAAACUGUGGAAUUAACUUUAGAAACUCCUAAAGAAAUAAUUAACAGUACCAUUAUUAAAGUACCUAAUCGCUGGGAUCGUGGCAUGGAACUGUUAGGCCAAAUUAUGGAUUCACUGAGAUUUGGCAGAGGGAGAUUUGUAAAUUUUGUGAUGAUGGCUAGAAACGAGAUUGCUGAGCGCGCGGAGGAAUUCACCAGCGAGACUGCCAACAAAUUGGUCUCACUUCUAGCGGCGAGGGACGCGAGGAAGAUCAUCCAGAACAAGACUGAGAAGCGGAACGCCAUCAGCCCCAGAAGCGAGACCAUUACAACUGUCAGCACGCCCAUUAAAAUAGGUCCUCUGGACAGUUUUUUGCCUGCCAAGACUAGAGAAACGUCACGAUUAGAGAGUGAAACUGGACAGUCACUCUUUGAAUUUAAAAAACCUAAACCAGUUCAAGGAUUUCUCGAGAAUCUUCUCUCCCCUGUUCCUCUGGUAGACAGAAUAAGAGAAGAAGACAAGUAUGGAAACACCGGUGAUAAAUUCAUAGGCAUUGGAAGAGCUCUUAUUAAAGGGUUCGAGGGAUUUAGUAAUUUUCUAAACACUAUUGUCGAUCUGCCAGUAGAUGCUGCAAAAAAAACUUCUCGAGGAAUUACUGCUGCGCUUAAUCAAAUCGGUGGAAAGCUAGUAGGCCUUGAGUAAAACUAUUAAUUUAUUAAGUAAUUAUAAUUAUCAAUUUAUUGUGUAAUGUUGUAAAUACUGUGGGUCGUUGUUAUUAAAUUUUAUUGUGAAAAA